AUGUACACCCCGAUCGGGCCUGCGGGAUCGCAACCACGCGGCUUGGCAUCGUCGCCGCACAACAAGGCGCUGUUUGUCGUGAUCUUUAUCGCGCUCGGUGUGCUCUUCGCCGGGUACACGUCCCACAACACUACGACCGAGAACGCGACGCAAGUGGCGCUGCCGGUGGCUAACAUGCAAACGCUUCCAACAACGCCAUCCUCUCCGCCGUUGUUGGAGAGUGAUCCCGUCGAAGCCAUUCUCCGCAACUUGACGUUGGCCCAAAAGGUCGGCCAAAUGCUGCAAGUCGACGUGUACAACAUCAUGCAUGGGAAGGUUCGCGAUCCCAAGUACGCCCUGAACAAGGCGCGCGUCGCCUUGUACGCGAAACUCGGGAUCGGAUCUUACUUCAACUCGCCGUUUGCGGGCGGACCAUCUCGCCACCAGUCGUGGACGGCGGAGGAAUGGCGCUCGAUCGUCGAUCAAAUCCAGGCCAUCUACGCCGAACACAACGCAAUUCCCAUGAUUUACGGCAUCGACACGAUCCACGGCGCCAACUACGUUCGGAACGCGGUCUUGUUUCCCCAGCCGUUGGCCGCCGCAUCUUCGUUCAACGUGGACUUGGUCUAUCGCAUGGGCCAAGUUGCUGCCAAGGACAGUUUGGCGGCCGGGUUGCCUUGGAUUUUCAGCCCCGUGUUGGGCAUUGCCAUGCAGCCAAAGUGGGCUCGUAACUACGAAACGUUUGGCGAAGACCCGCACACCGUAUCCGCGCUGGGCGUGGCGCUUAUCCAAGGGCUCCAAUCGACCAACCGCACCGCGAGGCCACCGGUCUGA
Aphanomyces invadans is the source of this 813-nucleotide messenger RNA. RefSeq lists its product as hypothetical. Gene Ontology annotation, molecular function: beta-glucosidase activity. The transcript has 4 exons. Lineage: Eukaryota; Oomycota; Saprolegniomycetes; Saprolegniales; Verrucalvaceae. The record is from RefSeq and is a predicted model, not a curated record. Bases 1 to 813 code for a protein of 270 amino acids. Gene Ontology annotation, biological process: glucan catabolic process.